CAUCUGUGCAAUUGCAGAGUUUUCGAGCGUCAGCUUUAGCAUCAGAGUACCGUAGACCACAUUCUUUGCAUGGUAUUCGGUGCUCAGCUGGAGCAAUUUGCGAUACAGAAGUGGCAGCGAUACCUUUGUGCCGUGGAUGGGUGGAACGUCUGCUACGAUGACGACGAGCAUCGCUAGAGUUCACGCCAAUGCAUGCGCUGAACGGCCUAGAGAGUACUGGGAUUAUGAUAACUUUCAGAUACAGUGGAGUGGACAGGAUAAUUAUGAGAUAGUAAGGAAGGUCGGGCGGGGAAAGUACUCUGAAGUGUUCGAGGGGGUCAACAUUGCCACGAACGAGAAAUGCUGCAUCAAGGUAUUGAAGCCCGUAAAGAAACGAAAAAUUAAGCGAGAAAUCAAGAUCUUGCAAAACUUGGCGGGAGGACCGAACGUCAUUCGUCUCCUGGAUGUCGUGAGAGAACCUCAAUCAAAAACACCAGCUCUAAUUUUCGAAAAUAUCAACAAUGUAGAGUUUAAAGUCCUGUAUCCAAAGCUGUCCGACUACGAAGUCCGCUAUUACAUAUUUGAACUGCUAAAGGCGUUAGAGUUCUGUCACUCUCGAGGAAUCAUGCAUCGCGACGUUAAACCUCAUAAUGUGAUGAUUGACCACGAGAAAAAGACGCUUCGACUUAUAGACUGGGGAUUAGCGGAAUUUUAUCAUCCCGGCACAGAAUACAACGUGCGCGUGGCAUCAAGAUAUUUUAAGGGUCCGGAGCUGUUGGUUGACUUUCAGGAAUACGAUUACUCUCUGGAUAUGUGGAGCUUGGGGUGCAUGUUUGCGAGUAUGAUAUUCCGCAAAGAACCUUUCUUUCAUGGUCAUGAUAAUUACGAUCAGCUUGUCAAGAUAGCAAAAGUCCUAGGGACCGAUGAGCUGUUUGCAUAUCUGGAGAAGUAUCGCAUUGAACUGGAUCAGAGAUUUGACGAAAUUUUGGGGAGGUAUCCGCGCAAGCCUUGGCGAAAGUUUGUAAACACAGACAACGAACGCUAUAUUUCAGACGAGGCGAUCGACUUUCUAGACAAAUUACUACGAUAUGACCAUCAAGAACGGCUCACGCCACAGGAGGCAAUGGCACAUCCUUACUUUGAUCCAGUGCGGCCAAAAGAUUGGCAACCCGGUCAAUCAAGCGCUUGAUACUUCACCUGGACAAUGAUUGAUGCCGACUGGUGCGAUGUAUCUUCAUUCAUUGUGAAUAUUAUGUUUCCUCUAGCGCAACUGUGCAUUACACAUAUUACCGAUAGAAAUCUGUCAUUACUGCCA
Molecule: messenger RNA, 1294 nt
Organism: Spizellomyces punctatus DAOM BR117
Lineage: Eukaryota; Fungi; Chytridiomycota; Chytridiomycetes; Spizellomycetales; Spizellomycetaceae
Product: CMGC/CK2 protein kinase
Exons: 4
Coding region: 137-1168 (343 amino acids)
Biological process (GO): regulation of transcription by RNA polymerase III; regulation of transcription by RNA polymerase I; DNA damage response
Cellular component (GO): cytosol; nucleus; protein kinase CK2 complex
Molecular function (GO): ATP binding; protein serine/threonine kinase activity
Source: RefSeq, a predicted model, not a curated record